AUGGAGCCCGCCAAACUUCGGCGACACGAAGCGCGAGGACAGUACGAUGUUGACGCCGUCCAGAAAGUAUUUGCAGAAACGUUCAUCUCUCACGUGUCAUACGUCGAUAAUGGCUUGCCUCAAUGCUUGCCCAUGAUCGCCCUGUUUCGCUGUCUUGGGGAAAAUCAAGAUCCGGUGAUCUACCUCCAUGGCCACCCGAGCUCGAGGCUAAUGGAGAUUGUGCGGGAUAACGAGUCUAAAGAUCUGAGCGAGAAGAUAAGGGUGUGCAUCGCAGCCACCAAGGUGGACGGUCUCGUUCUCUCAUCGAGCCCCAAUGGGCAUACCUUUAAUUACCGCUCCAGCAUCGUACACGGCACAUGCUCCCUUGUCAAGGACCGUGAUAUCAAGCGGGAGGUGAUGAGGGGUGUGACGAACCACAUUAUCGCGGGCAGAUGGGAGGAUGUCAACCCUGUCUCGUCAUUUCAAGUCUCGCUAGUUUGUGUGAUAAGGGUUGAUAUCCUCAGCGGUGGGCUAAAGUUGCGAACUGGCAUCCCCAAUAUUCAACCUAGAGACCCGAUAAAGGAUGGGCCAGACCAUGAAGUUCCGCCGUGGACAGGAGUGGUUCCUCUAUCCGAACAACUGGAUGAGCCAGUCCCCAGCGGGCUGACGGAUAAUGCUACGGUUCCUGAAGGGCUAUUGAAGUUCAUUGAGACAAGAAACACAGCGCAAAGGGAAUAUUCUCAUUUGGUUGCUAGAUGA
This is a messenger RNA of Talaromyces atroroseus, 738 nucleotides long. RefSeq lists its product as hypothetical. The coding region runs from base 1 to 738 and encodes 245 amino acids. The record is from RefSeq and is a predicted model, not a curated record. NCBI's taxonomy places the organism in Eukaryota, Fungi, Ascomycota, Eurotiomycetes, Eurotiales, Trichocomaceae. The transcript is spliced from 2 exons.